Xyrichtys novacula (pearly razorfish) is the source of this 38393-nucleotide messenger RNA. Lineage: Eukaryota; Metazoa; Chordata; Actinopteri; Labriformes; Labridae. The record is from the annotation of a GenBank genome assembly.
AUGGGCAACCUCAAGUGUGUGAUCCAGAGUCUAUUCUCUGAACCAGAGACGGCUACUGUAAGUAAGAUUAACAGGUGAAUUUGGAGAUAAACUUGGCUCGGAGGAAGGGUUAUUGGGUUCUCACUAACUCUGCAGUAAUUUGUUGUGAAAUAGAGCACCAAGCUGAGACAAUAAGUUUGGUUAUGAGUUGACAGUUAAACAAUCUAUACCUGUUUGAUAGUAAUUGGGUAGAAAAAAGUUUGCACACCGGGACAUUUUCCUUUUGCUCACAUGCAAAUACUAAUAUUACAAAAAAAGGAAAAAUGUCACCUGCCAAUAAACAAAACAAAAAUCCACCAAAGAGAGGCACAUGUCACGCAAAUAGCAGAAAAGAGCCCAGCUGGAAACCAACAUGGAGGCCCUGGGUGUUGCCUGGACCUGCUCUGGGGCAAAAACAACAAAAGACACCUGCAGCACACAAACAAAAACACAGUCCUCAGGGUGGAGCCAGGACCUCUGUGCCGGGAGGAGGUCCAAGUGAAAUGAGCCACAAGAUUGCAAACAACAUGUAACUGGGUGGCAUCCUGGAGGUGGUUCUGAGUCAGAAGAACAGAGAGGUUCUGGUGCUUUGCAGCAAGAUGUGCAUUAGGGCUGGGCAAUAUGGCCUCAAAUCAAUAUCACAAUAUAUUGAGCAGUUCACCUCAAUAACGAUAAAUGGAUGAUAACUACUCCACAAGCUGCUCACCCCCUCCCACAUUAACUUUGUCUACUCCAGCCGCUCCAACUUUUGAACCGUCCUUCAUCUCCUUACCUGUCUUUCCCUCUUUGUUAUGGACUGGAUGGGGUGGAGCCAUGUCUUAGAGGGAUAUAAGAAAAUAGCCUACCUACACACAUCUAAAACCAACUUUUAUUAUUAUUAUUAUUAUUAUUUGACACAGAAUACACUGAUAUGGGCAAAAUGACGUUGGUUUUUGUUUGUUUCAGUUUCAGUAUCGGUAAAUUUUCGGUUUAUCGCCCAGCCCUCAUGUGCAUUUCCUAGUAUUGGAGAAAGAUACUGCAACCUAGAGAGUAAACCAACCCACCCGCAGAUCUGGUUUAGACUGGGCUGAGUCUUGAAUUGAAAGCUCCAGGUCUGGAGGCAGAGCAGAGCAGUUCUUCACCCUACUAAGCUUGGAGAGAUGACGGAGGUGAGAAAUGGGUUAGCUGUAAAGAUGGGUAAUUAACAGAAAGUCAGAAAAAUGGAGGAGGUUUGAGAGAUUUGAAACCUGAUGCAUCAUUUCUUAUUUAACAAUGAAUAUCAGACACUUUUAACUGAAAGACACAAAAGUAUAUUUCAGUCUUUAUUUUCCUUGCUCUGGCCUUGCUCCACAUACAAGCCAGCCGGAUUCUUUGCUCCAUUUUCGAUGCAGCGCAGCAAAAGACAUGAAUGAUGCAUCAGCCCCUUCCUGCCUGACUAGAAUACAUGUUUAUAUCAUUGCAGUUUUGUUUGGAUGUGAGUUUAUGAGUAUGAUAAAGUGUGUUAGUGAAGGCGUAGUAACACACAUCCCAGAGAGUCUGUAGUAAUCUGUGGUGAAACAUGAACAGCAUGAUGUUACAGCGAAUCCCUUACUACAGAGACAGUGUAUCCUCCUUCACUUUAACUCGUCUUCUCUCGUAUUGUCAGAGGGGUUUAAACUUAAAAUAAACAACAUGGCUGAAAAACGCGCAGUGCAAUCUUAAUUUUGAAUAAAUCAGCGAGGGUGGUUCUUGCUGCAGAAAAUUCCCUUUGUAUUUUUAAUCAACACUUUUUAUUUCUUUCCUUUUAUUUGCAUUUGCAUCUUUUUGCGGCUUUGCUUCGUGAUGUAAUCGUGGCUAUCUCCGUGUCUGUGGCUUAUGGACAAAUUCCACCAGAACUAACGACAUUCUUAACGGGCCCGGAUUAAUUUUCUGUAGCUAAUGAGCUUGUGUUACAAUGCCAACAUACUUCAGUGAGGUGGUGAAGGAAGUUAAUGAACCUGAUUAGGUCUUAUGUCUUACUUUCUCCAAGCUCUGUAGUUUCUUUGCAGCAUGCAGUCUUAAAAUAACGUCAAACUUGGGCCACAUUUCUAGACAUGUAGAAUCAGGACACAAUAACAAUCACUCUGGUUCAUUUCCUGCAACGUUAUUUCGUAAAAGUGAGGGACCGGAGGAUGUUUACCAAAAGUGAUUCUAUUGUGCCGAACAAUAAUAGUCUAGACGCCAUUACAGAAAGGAUACGAACAAAGAGAGACCUUAUUGUCAAAGAGGGAGAUUUUCUUUUAUAAGAAACAGACAAACAAACUAAUCAGUCCAAAAUAACUUCAUCUCCUGUGCUCUGCGUGAUACAAAUCAUCUUUUUUGUCAUUGGAGUCUGGUGUUUGUCAAGAGGACGAAGUAAAAGAUGUUGGUUUCUGGUCAUUUGGGUUCUGCAAUAAGUCAGAACAGGCUCAUGUCCAAUAAUACUGUAAUCAUUCUUAAACUGUGCCUCUGUUUUUUCUUUUUUUUUUACCUGUAGCUUCUGACUUUUUUCUUUACUUCUGUGUAAGAGGAGACCUUGGAAGAUGCUACACAGGUUUAUAGUCCAACCACGAGUGUUUCAAUCCGCAGUUUUCCUAUAACUGACGUCCUCAUGUUUCAGCUGGUAGAAAAUGUUUUUAUUCACACAUCACCGCUCCCUCCUGCCUUUACAUCAGCUCGCAUUUAGCUGCCUUGUCGCCUCUGUGGCUGCAUCCUGGGAUUUAGAUCUGUUUGAUGAGUCAUUGAGAGGAGGAUGCACUUUAGCUAAUUUGAGUCAUGCCUCCUGGCCGCAGGGCGCUGAGCAGUCAUGCUGUUCUCAUUGGUUAACCAUCAGCGUGGAGACAGUAAACGAGCGGAGCAACAUGCACUCGAGGCCUAACAGCGCUGCAGCCUUCAACCAAAUAAGCUCCUCUGAAGAAUAAUCUGAUUAUAUUGGUCUCCGUGGGGCAGAGCUAAUGCUGAUCAGAGGUGACUGCUCUUUCACACAUCGUAUGUAGCUGACAGUGCCGCUGGAGGAUCCUGCGUUUCCUGAAAAACAUCACAGGAUCCUCUUAGAAACUCUUUACAAUAUCCACGAUACUAAUCCUUAGAUCUUUAUGGAUAUUAAGUGUUAAUGAACUUUGAGGGUUUUUUACUACCCUUGUGUGCUGUAUAAUUGACAGUCAUUUACUGGUUUGGUGUCAUGUGAUUGGGUGACAGACUUUCAUGAUAAAUACUAGUAUGGUUUCAAAGUAAUUAUCGUUUCAGUUGGUCACAGUGAAUAAAACGUCCUCUGCACAAUAAAAACAGCGGAGUAAAAUUACUUCUUUUAUUACUCCGGCUUUCUUCCUCCUACUCUAUGACUAUUUGUAUGAGAAGUAGCAAUGUCAUAUAUUUUGUAAGAUUAAAACAAUUAACAUAUUCUGUCAUAGUCUCAGGAGUCUCAAUAUUACCCGCCUAGCCCUCCUUUCUAAUGGCUUUAGUUUACCCCUGUCAAUCAUGUCAGCUGUGCCCCUAAUUAAAUAAAACCAUUUACCUUAUUAUCUUUGAAACUACUCAGUGACAAACAAAGUCACCCCUGUAAAGUGUAGGCAGAUGGAGGAAUGACUUUUUCGGACCAAAACUGUUUUUUAAAUCAGGUCGUAAACAGAAGUCGAGUGGUGAAAAAAAAUCAGGGGGGAUUGUUUUGGAUUUGUUUUUGUAUUGUUUGGGACAGAUAUUUUGUUCUUAUGACAGUGCACAAAGUGGUAAAUCAACUGCGUACCCAUUUUAUUGUUGCUAAAGCACAAAGAUAAUUAUUAUAUUACAUUAUCCCUCGGAUCGAGCUGUCCAUGUCGCUUGGCCACGAUAUUGAAAUCGCAACAGCGUCACCAGCGCUGCUUUGCCACUUAAUGACAUCAUUAAAAAAAAAGGGGGGGGGGGAGUGUCUUUUUCACAUGUGCCUCCUCGCCCAGAGUAUUUUAUUCAAUAUGCACAAAGCUCCCUGUCACAGGGUUCUCGCUUACACAAUCACAGUGUAUAUAUAACGUAACGGUAACGGUGAUAUAUAUUUACAGCCGGCCGUCCAAGGUGCAGUGCAAAAAUAUUUACAAAAGUGCAAAAAAAAAAAGGUUGAAAAAAAAAAACACAAUAACCUUUCAUGCAACAAACUCCAGACUCAAAGAAAGACCCAGGCAGCCUUCUUUUAAACCCCCUUAGCCCCUCCCAGUGGGUGUUAUUAAUUAAAUAAGUUUGGGGAAAAUAGCUAAUUUAUUUACAUUUAAACCAUUUUUAACCCCCAGACCUUUUUCUGUAAGUUUUUACCAUUUUAACUAAGUUUCUACAAAAAUCAGUGGAGCAUUAAUUUUUAGGGAUAUAUAAUAAUUUUUUCUUGCAUCAUGUGUCCACUUUGACCCGCCAUACACACCUAUUAUAGACACAGAAAGCCUGCGCCCUGUUUUCUUAAUUGGAAACACAAGCGUGAAUGGACACCCGGCAAGUAAGUGGAGAAAUUAAUAUCUAUGUCUUCAGUGGACGCUGGAGGAACUGCAGUUUUGUGGCACAUGUGCAUCAGCUUCAUUGAAAUGUUUGUUUUUUUAUGGUCAUAAAAAGUACCAGUAUUAAUGUCGAUUUGUUUCACAAACUCCUCUUACUCAGUAUUUUAGUAAAGACUGGAUUUUUGGCUUUAGUUUUUUUUUUUUUUUUUAAAUAUUGUUUACUAGUUAACUCUUCUGGCAACAUUUGUCUCCCUUAAAUUCUCAGUCCAGUCGAAGGGGAGUCAACAGGAGGCUGGUUUAGUUCCGAGAGGGGUGGCCCAUAUCCAGCUGGUGUUUGGCUCAUGACGCGGGACCAGGUGGAGGACAAUCUUCUUACAGCGGCAGGGAGGAGGGGUAGAAAUAUUCAGCGACGGCUGUGAACGCAGCACUCCGCUGACAGCCCACCAGCACACAGCAGCAGCUGCACCACCACCACCGGCUCCGCGUUCUUCACUGGGAAUUCACGGCAGACCCGGAUACGUGCCGGUCCGCGUCCCGGUGCGGGUCUGCUUUCAAGCGGUCUCUCAGGAGGAGAAGGUUUUGAAGCAGCGGCAGGAGGAUCUCCAAGCAGUUUAUUCACUUUAAGAGGUAAGACGGAUUCGUGUUUGGUAAUCUGACGCUAACGUGAGCCGAGCGCUCGUGCACAGGUGUACCUCAGUAAUUAAAAGUUUUGGAAAAGCCCCCCCUGUUAUUAACAUUGUAUUUGAACAGAAACCCCCUGUCAGACGAUACGUUUUAGAUUGAAUUAGGGUGAGAAAUUCUUAAUUAUUUCGUAGGUUAGAUUAAUAAUAAGAUUUUCAUACACUUGAUGUAAUCUAAUCUGUGAAGAAUUUGUUUAAAAAUGUAAAACAGGUAAUCUCAAAUGAACAUAAAAAAGUAUCAGUCUCCAGAGCUCAACUUCACAUCCUUAAUCUGCUUACAUAGUCUGAUCGGGGAUUGAUAACAGAACACCCUCCUGUCUUAAGGACUGAACACACUAAAUACCUGCAACUUUUACUUAACCUAGAUUUUCCUGCUCCUGCUGUCUGCUCUGUUUACCUGUCAUUUAAACUCUGUCACCUGUUGAAGGGGACACAUAAGGACAGCUGAGAUUCUCCUCUCAGCUCUUUUUUUUGUGUUGUUCUGCUUUUAACUUCAUACAAGGUGAUUUAUUUGUUGGCACUGGUUCUCCAAAUAUUGACAUCUAUACUUCAACUUGUUUGUUUAGCUUUGGCACUUGACAGCUCUAGAGGCCUGCUACUCUGUGUCCCGUGAGCAUGUUUGCUCAUUUUGACCCUCCGUACUAGAUGCCGUCAAACGUUAAAAGAUCGGCCUGUUAAGAUCGGACACAUUGGCUUUAUUUCACUGUUAAGAGCAGAUGAACGUUUUUGUUUUCAUUUAUUUCAGCCUGUUCAAUUAGAUUUUCUAUGUGCGCCUGCAUCCAUGUGUAAAUGAUCUGAUGUGUUUUGCAUUUUUCAUUUCCCCUCUGGGACUCAUGAAAGAAAAAAAGCUUCUGCAACUCUUAACUGUGUUUACUUUUCAUUCCAUAUUUCCAUAGUUCCAAGUUGACUUUCCUGAAACAGUCAGAGAAAACAGGGGAGAAUCCAGGUUUAUGGAUGCCGCCUGUAGUGAUCUGUUCCUUUGCUUUAAUUUACAAGAAACUGAUUUGAUUAAGUCCAGCUUUGAUAGUUGGCUAGAUGUUCAUAAAUCUAAGAAUUAUCUGAACUCCACAGACUCAACCAUCCUGCAGUCAUCUGCUCCAACAAUAAAACACAUCAAGCAAAGUCCAAGAAAUCUUGGAGUAGCUGCGUGUUUUCAACUUUUCUUUCUUUGCAUAUAUACCCGGAUACAUUUUGGGUUUUGUCUUUCAUUGCCAUCGAUGAUGUGAACGAUUCGGCUCUUAAAACAAACCCUAAACCCACUCUCUUUGCAAACAUAAGCAUCUUGCUUUUGUUGUAAUAUCUUUGCAGCGACUGUUGCCAAGUAUCUGGCUCAGUUGUGUUUAUCUCUAAGUUACAAUUUACCAGAGUAAAAUGACAAUCUCACCUGCCGCUACCCUGUGGUUUUCUGUGUAUGCAGCUGUUUGGCAUCACAUGGCUGUGGAACUUUGAUUUAACUCUUGGACUUUUAGAUUGAACUCGUGUCUUCAAUAGUUUUACAGUCUGUGUUUUAGUUCUGAUCAUUAUUCAAUGGAAAGUUUUGUCAGAGUCACGACUGAUUAAUUUAAAACCUUCGAAGGGUAGAUUUUGGCCAGGAUUAUGCAGAAUAUGUCUUUUUCUUUCUGAUUAGUCUUUACUCACAUUGACCUUUCACCUUCAGCCAGUAGUAACUACCCUUCCUCAAUGCCCACAUCUGUUGUAAAAGAUAAGAAUGGCAAGAUGAGCAAAUCAGACCCCACCUAAAAAGAGUCAGAACAACAUGUUUUCCUUUUGUGCGUGUUUAAUUGUAUCACCACCAUUCUUGUCUCUCUGCCACUGGACUGAUGAUUGUCUGGUUCUGUUCUCUGCAGAACAUGAAGUCAGACUAGGCGGAUAAUUUACAGUACCUCACUGUUGUUUUUAAGAUAACAGGAAGCAGAAUUAGCUGUAAAAACUCCUGCCUUUAAAGACUGAAUAAAUCCAUGUGAGAGUCUUGCAAUUCCCCUUUACUGCCGAGACUGUGCUGCACGUUUGGUAAUGAGUAAGACUCUACAGGUCAAUUAUCAGGUUGGAUUAAUGACGGGCAUUGUGGUUUCACUGGAUUAAAGCACCAACACAAAGAUGAAAGCAUUCCACGCUGCAGUGUUGCCGUCUCUUAUGAAGAAAAGACUCCUGUUUCGGACGAAAAAUGAAUAAUGCUUUAUUGAAUAAAUGUGUUUCAAGAUUGACCCACAUUCUGCUGGUCCAGUCUUAAUCCUGAAUCCGCUCACAUUGGUCAAUCAGACCAGAAAAAAAAACGUCACCCGCUGGUCAUGAGAAAAGACCGGUCAACUUGAGAUAUUUAGGUCUUUCUGCAGCCGAGGAAUUCUUUCACAGCUCUCUGAUGCAUUAGGAUUUCUUGAGUUGUUCAAAACCUGUCAAGUGCGUCACGCGGCUGCUCCUGUCUUACCUUGGAGGAAAGUUUUCUCCAAGCUUGAAUGUUUAGGGCAAGUAAGGUUAUAGAAAAGAACAUAGUAAUGUUUGUGCAGGCUGAAAUGCUUCUUUUUUUAAUCUCUUUUGCUCUUUGAAUGUAGGACGGUUUACCUUUCUGCUCGUAAAUGGAGAUUUUCUCUGACAGGGUUUGUACUGGAUGGUCAAAGUGGGUGAAUUGGAGGCUUGAGAGUCUCCCAUCUGCUGCUGAAUAACCAGUAUGAAUUCAGUCAAUGAGCUAAGCAAACUGUAUUGAAAUGACUCGAUUUCUAAAAAAAACUUAAAAAUUGGUCAGUGCGUCGAGUGUUUUGUGGACAUUUGAUGAGCUUAUUGUUCAGUCUAAAAUCUGUUUUGGUUUUAAAUGUGAUUGUGAAUCAGUGAAACUUUAUAUAACCAGAAAAACCUCACUGAGAUUAGAAAUCUCACUUGCAAGAGUGUCCUGGCCAAGACGGGCACCAGUACAUUUACAGAGUUACGGACAUAAACAAUUACAGACAUAUACAGACAUAACAACCAGCUAAGUCGAAGUCACAGAGCAGAACAUUUUUAGUGAAAGCAUUUACAGCCUGUUUCAUCUUCCUCUUGGGCCUUUAAUCUACAUUUAAAAAGAUUUAGAGACCAGCUCUCCAAGACACAGUUUUCCAGUCUGCAGGAGCAGCAUAUCUGAAAUUUCUUUGACCUAUUUCAAAACAAACUUUGGGGACAGAUAAUAAGUAGAUUUUGUGUCUGAGUGGCAUAGCUUCCAGAACUUUUACCAUGAGUACAAUUACACAAGUAUGGUGGAAGCAGGCCAAGUAUAGCCUUGUUAAUUAGAAAGUAUGGUCGAUCCAGUGAUUGAUGAAUUGAUAAAAUGAUGGGAGGAUUUAUUGAUUAGGAAAAUUAGCCUAAAUUGAGUUACUGACAUAUGUUGUUGGGAUUGUAAUAAAACUAGACUCGAGGAGCACCAUGGCAGCUGAUCUGUGUGGUCCUUUAAAGCUGACCUAUUGUCAGCUUGUUUCUUGUUUCCUUAGCUCUUGUUUUAGUUUAAUUUCAGCCAUGUCCUCAUAUGUUUUGCUCUAUAAUAGGGCUGGGCGAUAUGGGAAAAAGUUUAUCACAAUAUAUUUUUUCAUAUCAGUCGAUAUCGAUAUAUAUCAUGAUAUAAAAAAUGAUAUUUCACAGUGCUUAUUAGUAGCAUGUCUUUUUCAAAACAAUAAGCUACUGCAUCUGUGAGGUCCUUGUGUCUCUUCGAUGUUUUGUCGUAAGGUGUUGCGUUAGAGAAAUCGGACUGAAUGGUCAGCUGUUUCGGCUACACAGGCGGGAUGGGCUCCUUGCUCUGCCCAGGAUUUGUAAAUUUUUGCAUUCUGCUGCUCUGCUGCGUGGCUCUGCUACAGGUGGUGAAAAAGAUUUGAGGUAUUCCCUUUUAUAUUGGUAUUGAGGGAAAUUAAUUUUCAAUAUCUAUUGUUAUAGUUUUAUCGGCUGGGCGAUAAUACGAAAAUUUACUGAUACAGAAAUUUACGACAAUAACCAACGUCAUUUUGCUAGUUCCAAUAUAUUUGGUGUCAAAUAAUUAAAUAAAUAAAAGUUGGUUUUGGAUGUGUGUAGGUAGGCUAUGGUCACCCUAUCCAGUCCAUGACAAAGAGGGAAAGACAGGUGAGGAGAUGGAGGACGGUUCAAAAGUUGAAGCGGCUGAAGUAGACAAAGUUAAUAUGGAAGGAGGGUGAGCAGCUUGUGGAGUAGUUAUCGUCCAUUUAUCGUUUCUCGAGGUGAACUGCUCAAUAGAUCAUGAUAUUGAUUUGAGGCCAUAUCGCCCAGCCCUAAUCUAAGCCUUUAAUGGGAAAGUACAGCAGCAGGAUUUAAAAUCGUGGUAAUUGAACAUGAAUAAAUAACAGCAUAAUGGGACUGCAGGAUAGCAUUUUACUCUGACUUGUUAAAAAAGAAAAUUGACCUUUUAAAAAAGAUGUUGUUGAGGUGUUAAAAGGUCUGUAAAUUGGUACUUGACCCUUCUAAAAACCUGUGUCGGUCUUUUCUAAGCGGAAUAUAGACAGCGUUAUAAAAGCUGAUCCUGGGUCUGUGUUUAAAAGUUGUUUAUGUCAUAUCUGAAUCCUGCUGUGUAUCAAAGUGUAAAGCCAAAAUUAAAUGGCUGAAAGAAUCUGCGGGGACUUUCUCCGUUCUCCUCCGUUUAACAUGAUUACUGUAGUUCCUGUCUGCAACGGGUUAGAAUGGAAAAUCCAAUAAACAUAUACAUUUACUUCUGUAAGGGCAAUCAUUUGUCAUAUGACCUUUUACCCCUGGGUGUACAUUAUCUGAGCCACCAAUCAACUUUCUCAGUACAGGGGGAGUGUUGUCUUUGUACAGGCAGAGAUAAUUUGAUUAACUCCACAUUAUUGAGAGGAGUCAAGCUCCUCUCUCUCUCUGUUGUUGGCUCUACAUUUAAGAGUAAAACUGGCCUUUAAAGAUUUCAGCACACUGUUUUCAACUUAAUGUGAGUUAUUUCACAUUUUAUGGACAUAUACUGUAGGUCCGAAAAGUGAGGUUGCAUCUGUGCAUGAAAGAUCUGGUUUUGUCACUGACAGGCUUUUAUUAUUAAAGAAAGUGUCUGACAGCAUCACAGAGAGAGACCUUUUUAUGACAGUAUCGAAGCCGAAGUUUUGGUCUCAAAAGAAGUCAAUACGUCCGCUUGAUAGUUGAGAAGGGAGUCCCACAAGGCUCGUCUCUGGGUCCUCUAAUUUUUAUCUUGAGUUUUGUCCUCUUUCAUGACUAGCUUGAGACUCUCUCCUCCUUCUCUUUCUCUACAAUAUCGACUGAAGGCUUUGUGUAUAUUUUUGUUUUCUAUCUGAGACAUUAAAGAAACACUUGUGCGAAGAUCCACACACACUCAGGUUACCUUUUCAUUCUUAAUAGUUUAAUUGCUGGCUGUUUUUGAGCAGUUAAAGAUGUUGAUUUACUGCCUACAAAAGUCCUCUAAGUGUGUCCUUGUCUUGAAUUGAUAAGAUAAGAAGAACUUAAUUGAUCUUCAAAUGGAAAUUGAAUUAUUAAAUGAUUAUUAAUAAAUGAGCACGUUUGAGGAUUACUCUGUCAUCUGAGUAUCUUAUGUUUUAAAACUUUGCUUGAGUUUGGCAUGGACAUCCAGCAGUCUAACAUUAUAUGUAUGUAUGUAUAUAAAGUAGGGCUGGGACGAUAUGCUUUUUUCCUGAUUCGAUUUUUUGGAUGCCGUUUCGAUUUAAAUUGCGAUUCUUGUCAAUUUUCUCGAUUUUUAGUCUGCAUUUUUAACACCAGUGAAACAGUUGAAUGAUUACGAUUGUCUACUGACUAUUCUAGGAACCAUAUUUCCCCAGAAAAUUCACAUCACAUGUAAGUCAGUUUUUUAAGAUUUAUUCUUAAAUUUGAAAAAAAGACGAUUUUUGAACAUAAAAAUUAAUGUAAAAAAUGUAAAAAAAAAAAUCGCGAUACUUCUGUAAAUCGAUAUUUUCUCCCACCCCUAAUAUCAAGGUAACAUUCACAAUCCCCUGAAGAUGAAUCUUCCACACGAUAAUGAUCCUGGCUUUCUUUGUAGCACCAGUGUGUGACAGAUUUAAUUUGACCAAUCUCUUACACGUCAUUUACGUGUUCAUGGGCCUGUGGGACCUCGCUGAGUUUCUAAAAAUGGUUUGUCUUGAGCAUCCUGUCCUGUUCGCACAGGCAACAUUUCCUGUAGAUCUCUUGAAACCUGAACAGGAAACUCAGGCUGUAUGGAGAGAUGGACACAGGAAAGCUGGAAAAGGACUAUAUAGAUAGCAUGUGAAGUGUCAAAGAUGGCUGAUUAACACCGCUUUGCUCUGCUCUCUCACAUAAUUCUUUACACGAUGGCGGUCUGCCUGUUAAUUAGUAACAACUCAUCCUGGACAUUAUAUAAUCCUACAGUCUUUCUGCUGAACUCAGAGCUCGGCUUGCUUCAGUGUGUGUGUGAUUGGAUUUACAGGCAAUGAUGCAUGUGACACUGUGUGGAUCGAAUGCCGCUGUCUGUUCAGAUCUGUGUUUCCUGUCUGAGUUGCCCGCGGCGCUCUGUGUGAUGGGUGGAUGCUCCGACCGGCUGCUGGAAUGGAGCUCCAGAGCAGCAAACAUCCUUCAGAUAAGACUUAUCGCCGCUUGAUCUGCACAUGACGGUUAGAGUGUGGUCACAAAGUCCAACAGUGUGCCUGAAAAAAACACACUGUUGCUUUUGUUGCUCGUGUUGCCAUAUUUCAGAGACAAAAAUACUGAGAGGAAGCAAAGGGGAAGGUGUUUCUUACUGUUUAUUUAGCCUCACUCAUUCACCUCAGACAGGACCGUACUGGUGUUUUUGGAAGAUUUACAUAAUAAAAGAAUCAAUGAAAUCAGUAUUUUAAACAAAGAUGAGACCAGUCUUAUCCACAGAGCUGGUAAUUCACAUGAAUGCGUUCAAGAACGGAUUCAUGUGCUUUAGUUUGUGAAUGGUUAAAGAUGGAGUCGGUCAGUCAGAGCUCUAAAAAUAUGGGAUAAAUGAAAAAAAAAAAUACACCUUAGAUAUCAUUUGAUAUUUAAAUAACUCUAUUUAAUAAUUUUAGUUUUGUAUAGAAAAUAUUAAUCACCAUAAUUACAGAUACUCCAAGGUGACUAUAUAUAUAUUUUUUUUUUUUUUUGAAAGAGGUCAUGUUGACUUUGACUAUCAAAAAAGUGAAAAGCUAAUCCAUCUAUUAGGGGUGGGAGAGAAAAUCCAUUCACAUAAGUAUGGCGAUUUUUUGUUUUACAAUUUUUAAAUCCAUUUUUAUGUUAAAAUUUUUUGUUUUUCCUUUCUAAUUGAAGAAUAAAUCUUAAAAACUGACUUACAUGUGAUGUGUAUUUUGGGGGGAAAUAUGGUUCCUGGAAUAGUCAAUAGGCAUCAUAAUCAUUCAACAGGUGUUAAAAAUGCAGACUAAAAAUCGAGAAAAUCGACAAUAUCGUAGAACCGCAAUUUAAAUCAAUCGGCAUCCAAAAAAUCGCAAAAGACUUGAAUCGGGAGAAAAGCAUAUCAUCCCAGCCCUACCAUCUACUAUGAAAGUCAUCACUUCAGUCAUGGAGAACUGAUGACUAAAUAAUGAAAACAUCAGUUUUUGACUCUCGUUAAGACAGUUAUAUGUUGUCCUCAGCCUGAUUGGGGUUAAUCGGUUAAUUUAUCUGAAUUUUAUCAACACCCGUCAACUCUUUCCUCCUCUUUUUAGUGAUUGCAUUUCUAUGAAUCCAGUUUUUCUCCAUCAGUACUUGAUAAGAGUUGUUAAAGGUCAGAGACUUGCCUGUGGGAACUCCAGCAUGAUGAAGCAACAACAACAGCAGCCCCUCUUUCUAAAUAUGCCUUAUCUCUUAAUUUAAAUACUGUUUUUAAUGUCUGCUCUCUGAGGAUAAAUUGCCUUCGGUGCCGGUCUCUGAAUUUUUCAACAGACAGAAGCAGUUGUAUUAAUUAGAAGAGUGGAGAUAUGUUUCCAGGAACAAACCUUCAUAGGAAUAUCGGGUUGGUUUUCAAUAAACCGUCAUGAAUGGUGGUUAAAUAAGGACAACUUUCUUAUCUCGGUUUGGGCUCUGAUUCCAGGCGCUGGGAAAAAAGCUUUAAUGUUUUUCUAUUUAAAAAGAACAUACACAUAAUGUCUCAGCGUUAUCUUUAUUUUGAAAAAUAAGUUAAUUACAGUUUACCAUGCCGAGUCUACCUCACUAUUCUAGGUUGGUCUGGUCCGUGUAAAACUUUGAGUGAAGUAGACUGUCAGUCAAAGACCAGAUAAAAGUUAGAGCAGACAUAAAAUGAAUCAGACUCCUCUUCCCUCAAUGCCUUUCAUGACUACGCCAGAGGAAAGUUCAUUUAACUCACCCCCAAUUAAUAACUCAUUUGAAUUAGCAUUUUAAUUAGACUGCAGCAAACCUGAUAAACAACAUUUAGGCUAAAAUUGAAAAGUUAAUUUGUUUAGAUAUUGUGUGGGGAUGUUGCAUCAUGAGUCUUACGCAAGUUGUUUAUCCAGUUUGGUUUUCUUACUAAACCGAUUUCUACUGAAUGAACAAAAAAAAAAUUGCUGAUGUAACUCCAAGGAUAACUGUAACAUGAGAGAAAAAUACAUGACCUUUAUAAAGAUUGGGAGCUUAAAUCUGUGUACUUUCAUUCAUCGGUCCAAAGUAAUGGCAAACAAAAUCAUGUUUUAAAUGUUCUAAGGCAUUUCAAUAACCUGGGCCCUUUUUUUUUUUGAUGCCUUGGAUUUAUAUGAGGGGAAAAAAAGAGUGGGGAAUUUCUGGAGCAGAUUACUUUACAUGAGGGGAAACAUGUAUAAUCAAAGUCCAUCUGCAGUUAAAAAAAACAAUGUUACUUCAUCAAAAACAAAAAAAAAAGGGAAAAGCUUGCUGUAAUAUCGUCCGACUCUGACUGAUUUGUCUUCAAGGUCCUGUGAUAUAAGCUCAUUAGGGUUUUUUUCUGGAAAUCAGUGAAGAAAACAAACGGUCUGAAGUUUGAAAAUAAAAAUACUCAGAGUCAUUUCCCCCUUCUAGGGCUGGGCAAUAUGACCUCAAAUCAAUAUCACGAUAUAUUGAGCAGCGAGACUAUAGCCUACCUACACACAUCCAAACUAACUUUUAUUUAUUCAUUUUUUGACAAUGAAUUUACCGAUAUGGGCAAAAUGACGCUGGUUAUUGUCAUAAAUUUCGGUAUCGGUAAAUUUUCGGUCCCAGCUCUACCCCCUCCUCUUUGCUUGUGUUAGUUGUGUGAUCUUACCAGCAGCUCCUCCCCUUUCCUCCGCGCUCAAUACCUUUGAAGUGCAAACAAGUGAAGCCACUUAAGAGGUCUGCCUUUGGGCUCCACUGAGAUUUCUUUGGAGAUGUGUCACUUGUGGUGUGAUUUCUUGAGAAACCGGUAGAAGAUUGGUUUCUUUUUUUCUGGUGACAUUUUCCUGGCCGACAAGCCACCGAAAAUUUCUCUAAGAGUGCGAAAAUAUGCGUCUUUGCUCUUGUCUUUUUUCUUAGUUGGAUCUGUGUGCACGGUUCUGCUCUAAAGUUCAAACGUUAAUGAGUUUGAAUUUUGCAGAAAAAAGGGAAACUUUUCUGCUCUAUCAAGUUUGUCUGUUUCCAUUUUUCUCAGCACACAUGAGAUGGCGACAUCCCACUGUUCCCUAUGGACUGCUGCAGCUCCAACUCUGGACCGUGUUGUGGAUCAAUAACUAAGUUAUCAUUGUAUUUACAACACCUGUGUGCACCUGUACCUUGACCUCAUGCUGUGCCUUUGCUUUUACUCUUUCUUUAACUGUCUCCCACUGUGGAGGUGUUGUUUAAUUCUCAGGAAAUAAUGAGGUAAUUCAGUGAAGGAGACACCUAUUAGUUACAAAUUCAUCUUGGGGUCAAUAUAGGGGGUCAUGAAGGAAAUCUUACAUAUGGGUUUGACCAGAGUAAAGGUGUAUGGACUUCCUGUUGGUGUUGGUGUGUUUGUGUGGUUUCACAUCAAUCCUCCUGGACACAGUCUUCUAGAUGAACCUGACAGCCUGUCGUUCAUUUGAAACCGGUUCAGAGGGUGCCAAUGCCGUUUGGAUGCAGAAGGGGGGAUUGAUCAGCUGCAGUUGUACAAGUAGGAAGCCUGUCGUCACGGCAACAGGUGAGACACGUGUUGCGAGUUGGCCGUGAGGAUCAGAUAGAGAGGAUAGAGAGGCAUUCAUGUAUCAGAUGAACCUUUUGGUGAACAUGUGAGCGGCUGCAGUAAUGAUGGCAUUUCUCUCCCUGUAAAGGAUGUUAUAUGUGCAUUUACUUGAAAUACUGAGGGGCGGCACAGUCAUAGGAGUUUAUUCUUAUUUCCAAAUUUUCCAUUAUUUUGGUCGAUUCUUUCAUGUUAAAUCUGUCAAAUUAAGAAAUGUUUCUUGCUAAAUUUAAGCCCAGCAUCUCAGGACUGAGCGUGUGAUUUGAUAUCCAAGGCAGCUGGACUUUGCAAAUAAGGUUCUAUUUUCAAAUCCACUGAUCAACACCUGCAUAAUCAGGAUCCACUAUAAAAUAAAGAGUCCAGUUAUCCGCCCACUGAUGAGUUUAGUUGCUUAAACCUCUUUAAUAGGGAUCUAAAAGUAGAAACUCAAAAAAGCAAUCGAAUUUCCAAAAUGGUUCAAUAGAAUUUAGGGGCUAUUUUAGGACAGACUUGGCGCCAUGUUUGAGUAACCAAGACAGGCCUGUGGAAACACCAACCCCCCUCCCUAAUCAUGUAAAGUCUUUAUAUCACAUCGCCCACUUUCUUCAUCACACCAGCUCCUGUCACAGUUCAUCUCGUCCCGCUCUGAUCCUGCACAGCAGCAGAAUUCUGGAUACUGUCUCCCAGGCCUCUUAAGAUUCAGAAAACAGAAAUUAGAUCAAGAUAUGACGCAUGAAGCUUCAUCAAAUCAAAAUUCUUGAAACUGAGACAAAAAUACCAUUCGUCAUAUUAAUGUCCUUGUGCAGAAUCCUUCAACAAAAUUAUGAUAUCAAGUCUUUGGAGGUCAACAUCAGUUAACUUCCCCUCACAUAACAGGCUGAGCUCUUCUCUUUGAAUAUAAGAAAGUUUAUAAAAUCGACCACAGCAGCUUUGAAUGUCUCUAAACUGAAACUUCUUCUUGUGUUAGAAAAUGUUCUCAAGGAAAGAGUUCUGUGCCUCUGGGUUUAAAAAGUGUUGUGAAAGGUGGUGUGUGUGUGUGUGUGUGUGUGUGUGUGUGUGUGUGUGUGUGUGUGUGUGUGUGUGUGUGAUGGAGCACAUUUACUCAAAUUUUAGAAUUUGGAAGUAAAAUUUGGUCGUGUACAGAUGAGAAAGAAACUGUUGCAAUCCUCCAAAGAAGAACUGAGUGUCAUGGACGGAUUGGGCUGCCUCGGUUUGCUCAGUAAUCUCAGCGUACACCAUGACCACCACCAGUGAGGCUGUUUCUUAUUCGUCUAACCUAUGCCAAGCAGUCAGCUGGACACACUGGUGUUAUUAUAGGGAGCGCACCCAAACCCGACCAAUCAAACAGAGCGAACAAACUUCACACGACAUGCUGAUGAAUAUAUGGAAACGCACCCAAACGGACGCGCUCUGGCCUUCCUGUUAGCGAGUGCAGACAACUACACACGGACAGUUUUAAUGAGUCCUAAUUGUAAAAGACAUCAUGAUUGACAGCUCUGUUGGCGAAUGAGUCUCCUGCAACAACCACCAACACAGGAGUCAUUAAACCUCCAUCAACCAUGAGUGCCCUCUCCAAAUCAAUACAGGAAUCUGACUGUACAGACUCGACGGACCUUCAGAGUUUUAUCACUUUUGAUUUGUGUCACAGAUGUGACAUCAGUCCCACGACCCCACUUCAAUAAUUCCCUGGUUUCAACUGUAGGGAAUGUCGGUGUCUGUGGAGGCGUUUUUUUAUUUGCGAGUUUCAAAGCUCACACGGCUCACGAAAAUGAAAUCAUGGGCGUGAAAAUGAUGACUGAGUUUCUCGAAAAAGCAGAACAUUCAGAUUUUUCACAUUUAUGAUAUAGCAUUUUGCAUCAGAGUUGGCAGGUCUUAUUUUGAUUUUUUUCUAUGGUGCAGAGGGGAUGUAGCUGCUCAUACAAAAUUUGUACUCUCGGGAAAAAGAAGGCUGUGCAUAGGAAACCACAAUAACCAGCCAUGCCACCAGACUUCAUUGUUUCCGAGCUCGACCUGAUUCACUUGCUUGAAUGACUGUUUUCAUAGUUAGCGUGUCAGCAUUUCACUCUCCUGCCCUCCUACAUGUCUGCUAAUGGACUCAGAUUGUUAGUGAAAGUGAAAUAAAUCCGCUGUGAGUCAUUUCUUUGUGCACAAGGUUGUAUCCUGCAGUGCACCUGUGGUCCUCACACUGAAAUCUAUCAAUGCUAUAUGUUCUUCUGAGUGCACACAUGGACAUUCAGCACAAAGCCAAGGAUCUUCUUGCUUGUCCUCGUCCUUUACAACCUUCACAGUUAAAGCACGACUUUUACUUUUUUAUUUCAGUGCAUUCUCCUUCGUUUUUCUUUCUGUGACUUUAUUUUAUUAGUGCUGCUCAAGGACUUUGUUCUUGCACUAAAAAGUUGCUUCUACAACUUACCCUGAAAUAAAAGAGCUUCUCAAGAGGGGCACUCAGUUACCUUCACAAACUAUUUGAGUCAUUUUUACAGCUGCAGUUUAUUUGUUUACAUGUAAACACAAACUAGCUGCUGUUGAGUUGGUUUUUCUAUUAUUUCUGGCUGGAAAAAGUUCAGCUGUGGACAUUCCUCAGCUUAUUUUAGCCCUCCAGGGUCCUUCAGGCCGAACUCUGCCAUGGAAAAUAAAGAGCGGCUUUCUCAGUUAGUGGAGUCACAUGCUCGAGGCAGGACUUUCCCCUCAGGUUAGAGCAUUUUACUGAGACAGAAGUUAAAGUGAAGAUAUGAUUGAAUAACUGUUGGUUCACAGACAAAUAAUCUGCCACGGUCUCCUGUUGCAAACAUGUGACUGAUUUUAAUGAGCUCUCGGCUGACACGAGGAUUUAUUUUCCAUUAAAAUUCAACUCAUGAUCCCUGCAGGGGAGUCCGAGGGGAAGUUAUAGGGAACAAGUUUGACAGUUUUUUCUGUUUUUGCAUUUUGAGAAUUAAAUUAAAGAGUCAAGGAAAUACAACAAACUUUACCUUUAUUUUAAUUUCCCCAAAGAGACAAUAAAGAUUCAAAGAAAACAAAACUUUCUUCAGUUUCAGUAAGGACAGAAAAAUACCAGGAACGGUAUUUUCACUUUCUCCUUUCCUGUCAUCUAAAAAUGAUAACUUUACAUUAGUUGUCCUAGCUGUGUUGACCUUAUGAACCGAGUACAGCCUGGCUUUUUCCUGCUCAAAACAAACAGUAUGUUGUAUAUAAACUUGUAUGUUUAUAUUGACUCUCAAAAUAGUCCGUUGUUUGAGUUCACAGGUUUCCCUGACGGUACAUAAUUCAUUGUGAAGCGCUUUUUCAAGUUUGUGUUUAAAGGAGCCUCUCAGAAUAAAUCAUUGAUUUCCCCUCUGACGUUUGAUGGUUUCAGAUACCCGUGAUGCUAAUGCUUUAUUGAUACAUGUGAUGAAUCAAUGAUAAAAACAGUGCUAUUAACAGCCGCAGAAGACCAGAAUAACCACUGCUCUCCUGCUUCAGGACUUUGGGGACACUGAGCUACUCUUUGUCAGCUUGGCACGUUUAAGAAGUUGAUGUUCGUAGGAGCUUAUUCAAGUUAUUCAAGUGAAACCAGCAUCUACCUCUGUGUUUAUUUCCAGAUUUUGUUUUUAAUCCUGCAUAAAACGUAGGAAACUUCAUGUGCAGGAUUGAAUCGGCUCUGGUUUUUCUGUACACCUGGGCCUGUCGUUGUGCUCAAUAUAGAGCCAAUCUUAAAGGGAUAUUCUGGCGUAAGAUUAAGUUAGGGUCAGACACACCAUAACACCAAGUUAGACACCCCGUCGAGAGCUGAAUGUUGCAGACUGCUUGCUUCUCUAGUUAUACCAUGUUCUUCCUUGAGCUGCGGUAAUGGACUGGCCUGAGGUCUCACCACAAACAAGCGACUGCUGGAAGAGAGUAGGUGAGUUGUGUUUAGUCUCUUUGCUAAAGAAAUUAGGCAAAGUUUUAAAGAUGUUUGGUGGCUAGUACUAUGGCUAGGACCCUAUAUUUACUGUUGAUGAAGUUAGGUGCUGUUCUGAGCAUUAUUUGUGGCGAUAGAGUGGCUUUUUGGUUGAGGUUUGUUUAUGGCUCCUCAGACCGCUGUGUAUUGCUAUCGUGCGGUCGUUACUAAAGUUGGUAUAACUAGAGAAGCAAGCGGUCGGCAACAUUCAUCUCUUUCUCCAGGGUGUCUAUCUCAGUGUUACGGUGUGAUUGACCCUUAAUCAAUUUUAAGCCGGAAUAUCCCUUCAAGGUUAAAAACCCUGAUCAUUAUUAUAUUAAUAAAAUUCACUUUAUUUAUAUAGCACCUUUAAAAACAGAUGUUUACAAAGUGCAUAGAUAAUAAAAUAAGAGAAGAGUAAUAAUGAAAAGGGAGGGAGAAUAUAAAAACGUGAGAAAGUGUUAAAAACAAGACUAAAUUACCACAAAGAAACUAUUGUGAACACGUGAAGGAUUGCUUUUCAUAAAAGUGGAUCUCAAAAUGCUCGCUGCACAUUUUUGUGUUUAGUCAUAGAUUACCAUGCAUGGUUUAAUUUAAUAAUGUGUUCUUGGAAUAUCUGAGAGUCUUUGGAGCCAAGGCACGAAACAGAUUUGAAAAAGCUGUUGGAAAUCGUCACUGUGUCUUUGUUUUAGUCCCAUCCUUGACAUAUUUUAUAAUUAAUGCUUGCCUUUUUUUCCCAUAUCUCCUGCAUAUUUUAUUCCUCCUGGUAAAUACCCUUCUCUAGUUUUGUUAUUCAUCAUGAUCUUCUGGUUUUAGUUUGCAAUAUUUGCACUUCUUUCAACCAUAACCCUUGUUAUUACUAUUUUGGUCGAUAUGAAAUCCAGAAAACACUCUUGUCUCAGGAAGGAUGAAGGUGUUUGGAGGUUUAGGGUGAAUUAGAAAAGCCAACACUCAUUAACCUGCAGUGAAAGUUUGUGUGUCACUUUAGGGACAAGUAACUUUUAACGGCUCUCAUGUUGCGCUAUUGUCGCCGGGCCUGCUGAGUCAGGGUGAGCCGAGGGUCCAGGAUAAAGCCCAGCAAGGCCUCAUUUUUAAUCAGCCCCCUUCUGCAAGAUCUAGGCUGGGAUUAUUCUGUGUGAUUGUUGUCUUAGUGCUUCAGGAUCGGCCGCCGCUGCUGCUGCUGUUUGCAUGCAGUCGCUCCCUCAUGAGAGCAGAUCGUAAAGCCCCCCUAAGCUCCCAUGUGACUUCAUUACUGCUCACAAUUCUCAGGAUCUCAUGCCGGCUGGUACAACGACAUGUUUCAUUGUUUUCUCAUGUUGGUUUUUCAUCCUGAACUGGGUUGACUUUGAGGCCGCCAUCAGAGGAGCAUCUUCUAAUCCUUGUCUGGAGUAAAAACAUGCAGCUGCAAGGACACUUUCAUGGUUUUGGGAGGAAAAACUCCGGUGACGUGAAGAGAAAAGAAGAGGUUAAAAAUCUCUCUUAGCUGUUAAUGGGGAUUUUCACCCUGUCAGAUCUGAUCUAAAUGGAGGGAUGAGAAGAAGAAAGGAAGAUUAGAAUAAGGUCAAAUGAAAAAUGAAAGGGAAAAAAAGAGAUGUAGGAAGAAAAUAAAGAAAAUAAAAAAAAGACAAGAACGCUGAAAAGAGGAAAUCAUGAGCUGAGUGGAGAAAAGUGGAGACUAGGGGGGAGAAAAGUAAUGACCAAUUUUUGAAGGAAAAAUUAAAAGGAAGUAGAAAAGUUUAAAAAGGGAACAGGGGGAGGAAAAAAAAGCGCCAAAAGCAAAGGAGUGAAGGAUACACAAAAGAAGGCAAAGGUAAAAAUGAAGGAGACGAUAACAGACAAAGAGGAAGAAGAAGGCAAAAUUAAAGGACAGAGAAAUCUGAAAAGGAUGGUUGUAGGAGGGUAAGGGAAGGGGGGAAAGGUGAGACCAAAAAAAAGCUAAUUUAGGAAAAGAAAGGGUCAAAACGAGGGAUGGAAAAUAUGAAAUGAGGAUGGAUAAAAAGAAGAUGGAGGACAUCAGUAAAGAGAUGAAAAAGAGGAUAAAAUGUACGUAAAGUUAGGAGAAAGGUGUGAUCUAUUUAAUGUGGAUUCCUUUUAGGUAAAAAUAUGGACCACAUUUAGGCUCUUGAGGUUCUCCAUCAGCUCCUUGGAGAGUUCCUGGAGUGUAAACGUUUUAUUUAAAGCUGUUUACUCUGACAGGUUGCUCUCUCUCUGCGAGGUGAGCUGUCCCUAAAUGAACCACCACAGAGCCACUCGCCUGUCGGUCCUGACGCAGGGCACACAUUUAGACCCUGUUCGCUUGGGUCGUUGUUCCUGGAUUUUCCUAGAAAAGUUCUGAAUGGAAAAGGUCAACAUGUCAGUUCUGUUCUCACUGAUUAAACUGGGCCACGAUGGGUCGAUUUAGGAGUCAGGAUUUGGGGCAAACAGGUCAAAACAUCUGAUUUGAGAUAAUCAUCUUUUUAAUAUCUCAUUUUUAUUCCUGUUUUUGGACAGCGUGCAUUAGAGGCUCUGUAUGUUAUUUAUGGAUAUUUAUUUGACUGUUGAGGAUGGCGCACAUUUACUACCUUUUUGUAAUCACUCUAGCAGAGCUGCAGAAAGUCAGUACUGUUUUUAUUCAUGAUACAACAUCAUGAUGUUGGUUUCUUUAAUGAGGCGGGCUGGUUUUCCAGACAGUUUCAAGUAGUUUAAAAAAAAAAAGAAAAAACACCCGUAAAACCACCUGCACGCUGACUUAGGGUGUGUGUAGGUGUGGUGUCUCCAUGACAGUUUGCCCUCACAUGCCACACGGUUGUCUAUGACUAAGUGCUCUGUGGACUAAGCUGAUUAGAGUAAAGAGCUUUCUGUAGAACCUCAGAAGGCCCUUCAAGAUGCUUCACUGUUCAAGAAUCAAUACAGGAAGUCGAAAGAAAUCGAACCUGGACUCAGUAACAUGCAAUUUAUUUUAUUUUAUCUGUACGCCCCUUCUUUUAAUGUAAAACUGUGGCAUUUUAUCGUUACCUUUUGCAUUCAUCAAACCAAACAACAUGAGCGCCAAACUGAAAUGUUAUGCUGCAUUCGGAAGUCAGACAUCGGAGCUGGGAAUGACGCUGCACUCGAGUUGACGGCGUUCCAGUGAACAAGUCAGAAAAGCAAGAUGGAAGCCUACAUUAGCUGUUGUCAGUUGUUAUUAGUUGUUGUUAGCUAUACCAGUUGUAAACACAGUAACGUAGUAUUUUACUCUUACAAACACCAUAGCACCAUGUUCACAGUUAGACGUUGGGCAAUACAACAUAUACCACUUAAUUAAUUUCACAAAAACAGAACAGGAGUGCUAAUGAAUAAUACAUUACGAGAGCUUUCACUGUUACUCUUUACUGUUGAUGCACUGCGUCGCCAUCUUGGAUUAUGACGUUGUCGUCAAGUUGGGGUUGGUGAGGAUCGUCCGACAGUAUUUAUUUUCUUACGGUUUUCUUUUUGUUUGUUUGUCUUGUUGAUGUUUGCUUUCAUUUAUUCAUUUGUUUGUUUUUUUCUUAAUCCUUAAUAAAACAUUGUCAUUGUCAUCAAGUCGGGGUUGGUGACAAUCAUCUGGCGGUAUUUAUUUAUGACAUCAGAAAACAUAAUAAACAGAACUCAACUCAACUCAACUCAACUUUAUUUGUUAAGCACUUUAAAACAACCACAGCUGAACAAAGUGCUGUACAUAACUGGACAAAACAACGACAUAAAAAACAAUCAAAAAACAAUUAAAACAAUGGAUAAAAUAAAAGCAGAAUUAAAAAGUAAAAUAUAGUUUCAAUGUUUUUACAAACUAAUUUAAAAACAUAGAAACAAAUAACUAAAAACAAACCAUAAAACACUAAAACAGGAGCCGAGUCUCAUGCAGGGUUAAAAGCCAAUAAAUAAAAAUGGGUUUUAAGACGAGUUUUAAAAAUGGACAGUGUGGGGGCUUGUCUAAUUUGGAGGGGUAGCUCGUUCCAUAAUUUGUGGGCUGCAACAGAAAAAGAUCUAUCCCCUCUGAGCUUCAGUUUGGACCUCGGUACUUCCAGGAGCAGCUGAUCAGCUGACCUGAGGCACCGAGCAGGGGUGUAGGGGUGGAGAAGCCUGUGAGAUUUAGAAAAGUUUAUUAUUGUUAAAGGAUUGUUUUAUUUUCCAUCAUUUGAAGACCAACUGAAAGAGAAUGGUUUCAUUCAAACUUUGGCUCCUCCAGGCCUCUGUACUUUCCAACACAUUUCCAUUCUGGGAGUCAGUAUUUAAUCUGGACUACACUGAGGUAUGAGUCGUCGGAUUGACUCUUUUGGGGAGUCUUUGUGGAGUCAGCAGUGUUAGGUGUUUCGUGAAUCAUUGUCAGCUGUUGGACUCUCAGAGCUGCAGAGCGAUCACUUCGCUGCUCUCAAAGAUAUAAACGUCCACUCCUCGUCUCUGGGUCACGGGCUCCAGCUGGUGGACUUAAGUUUCCUAAAGAGAUUAAAGCAAUGCGGUCCAUGAGAUGAUGUGCCAGGGGUCUCAGUCUUGACAUUGUGAAUUUAUUGUUGCGGGUUUGUGUGUCAACAGGUGGACAGAAGGCGGCAGGAUGCUGUGGCUGCUGCUCUGUCUGCUUCCUCUGGCGAGCUGCAGUCGAACCGCCAGACAGGACGCCGUCUACAAAGAGAAACACAGCCAAGGUGAGGAAGACAGAAAAUAAGCUUUUUUUGUUAUUUUAUUCUUCAGAAAAAUGCCACAUUCGCCAUCUGAUGUGUGGAAGCAUUUCACACAAGCUAAUGUUGAAGGGAAAAUAUUUACAUUUAUGUUUUGAUAUGAUACAGUUUGUUUAAAUUAACCCCAAUUUCCAGAUAAUUCCAAUAAAUUCCCAUGAAAAGUUUCCAAUUUGGAAUAUUUCCAAAAUUUUCCAGCUUGACUUCCCAUAGAAUGUUUCUGGACAUUUACCAGAAAUUUCAUCCCUCUUUGCAACCCUAGUCCUGUGUGAAUUCAUGUCAUAACAUUUUACCUCAGGCGAUGUAAACCUGCUCAAAGAAGAUCACCAAACGAAAAUAUACCUGUAUUUAAUUUUAUUCAGAGGAAACUCAAACACUCUUUGUACAAACGUGUUUAAUUCUUGUCUAAAUUAUGAUAACUUUUUGAUGGCUGAGGUGUUGAAAAUGUGGGGAUAUGAACUUUAAUAAACAGCAUGAUAAGCACAAACACUUUUAAUGAAUGAAACACGGGCGGCCUUGUUUUUGUGUCAGAGUUCAGAGUCACUGACCAGCAGGCUUUUUCUGCCUUCUUCCUGUGGAGUUUGUUGUCUCGUGGAGGAAACAGCCGGUUAAUUAGCAGCUUGUUAGCUGAUUAAAUCUGACUUGAUCCUCUCUGCUCAGUGUGUCUGUGUGUCUGUGUGUGUGUAUAUUUGUGAGUUUGGCUUCAAAUCAAGACAUCCCUCUGCGUGUUAACAAGGCUCUCAUGUUGCCUUAAAUCUAAACCGCCUCACCGGCUUCACAUGUGUCUGCUGCUGAACAGGCACUGAUCCCCACCAUCAUGCUCGGCUGAAUGUUGACCAGGUCUGGCCUCAGUGACACACUGACAGUCACAGUCACUCAUUGAUUCACGCGGCUGUGACUGAGUUACCUUUUAACAGAGGAGCAAGUCAAACUCCAAGAUUGAGAAGAUUCUGAUUUAAUUUCUUGAGAUAUUUUAAAUGCUUCACAUCCCCAAAAUCAAAACAGCCCGAGGUAUCAUAACACGAUUGCCUCCAGGUGUGUUUUUCAUAAGAACCUCAAAAGUACCUGUUCAGUUUGGUGACUUUCCAGUUAAUCUGUUGCUUUGACCUUUUUCUCUGACUAUUUUCAGAGUGUUUCAGCUGUGAACCGGAGCUCCGUCUGACCGCAUCGGGCUCAGACGGCUGCCAGCUGUGUCUGCUGUUUUUAUUUCCGCUCAGCUGGACGUGUUGGAGUCUCGUCGAUAACUUCCCCACUGAGCUAACAACACUGAUGACUUUUAUUACCUUUUGAAUUUCUGCCAGAGUCGAGCUGCACCUCAUAAACCCUGGAGUCGCUGCGUUGGGGAUGUUGAGAUCUGAUAUUUUUAUUGAAAAGAUUGAUAUUAUAUUAGAUUACAUGUGAUUUGAACUGAAAAGAUCUGACCAGCCCAUACUCUAAAAAACAAAAUAAUCACCAGCACCAACUCCAGAGCGAUCCAUUCACACGUAGCGUCAAGAAAGCAUGAAUUGUAAAUGUAUAUAUUGUCAGCCUGUCAAGACGACUGUCGCAAUCUUAAUCAUGUCUGUUGUUGCUAUGGAAACACACAAUCAGGGGGGUGAUUUCCCAGCUGCGGCUCACGUUGUUAAUCGGUCACGCUGUGCUAACUUUCCAAAACAUUCGUGGAAAGAGUUUAAUUUCUACCAAGAGUGCCAGUACUUUGUAGAAAACAGAGGUUAUUUCACUUUUACUCGAUGAAUGUUAAAUCUGAGCUGAAACUCCACAACUCUACUUUUCAAAGUUUGUGUAUUUGACAGGAGAGGGAGCCUCAGAGAGAGAAGGUCUUCUGAAGCAGCAGCAGUCAUAUGACUUCAUGUUUUUUUCAGCUCUUUGUGUCUCUCAUUAACUUUUAAUCCCUGCUAACAGAAGCAAAGUGAAGCUCGAGCCCCUUGCAGUCUUUGAUUUUCUGAUCUUUUUGCAUCCAUUUGUUUUGCGCCUCUUGUGUUUUGUCAACUAAUUUGUUUUAAAUAUCCCUCUGUUCACACAAAAGUCUACAUGGGCCCCUGGUGUACUGAGCUCCAAAGUUAAUUCCCAGUUCCUGCAGAAAAGUGUUCACUCAGGUCUGAUUGGCGGCAGGUAUGAGUUUGUGAGCUUUAUGCCGGCCCAGCGUGUUGCGUUCCUUUCUUUCUUUCUUUCUGAGAAGUGGAGGUUGUUGAUUAGAAGGAUCCUGCAGCGUGGCUCCCUGAGCUCCUUACAGCCGGCACAACAGGCCUUUGUUUCCUGCUGCCCUCAGACUGCAGCUUCAUGCAUUCUCUCAUGGAUUACUGCUCCCCUCCCACUGCUGUGAUCUGUGAGGGCACAUGAUGUCUCGCUGCUUUCAUGUGCGCCCCGGGGGUUUCUCUUACAUGAUGACCAUGAUAUAAAGCCUCAUAAGUCUGUCCUUAUUUUACCCAGAAAACUCUACAGAUGGCAGAUAUACAAUAUGUUUCCAAAGGCCAGUCUACACUGAGCUUUUCGGCCCUCGUAUUGGUGCCUCUUCUCUGAGAAAGCUUUCCAGAAAAGUUGGCAUGUGUUUGUGAAAAUGUGUGCCAGUCCAAACAAAACAAGUGUUUGUUGUGUUGUGGCUGCUGUGAACAAGAAGACCUGAUUUCAACAUCACCCCUGAUGUUUAGGGGGAAAUCGCUUUGCUGGAGGUUUGUUGUGAUUCCCAGGUUUGGAGUUCAUGAACAUGACUUUUAAAACGUGACUCCACCCCAUCCGGUCCGUAACAAAAAGCGAAAGACAGGUGAGGAGAUGGAGGACGUGUCAAAAGUUGUAGUGGCUGCUGAAGUAGAUGACGUUAAUGUGGGAGAGGGUGAGCAGCUUGUGGAGUAGUUAUCAACCAUUUAUCGUUAUCGAGGUGAACUGACCAAUAUAACGUGAUAUUGAUUUAAGGCCAUGUCAUCCAGCCCUAAUCUGAGCUUUUAAUGGGAAAGUAUAGCAGCACUUAUACUGUACUUCACUUUCAGAAAUCUGAGCCUCAUGUCUUGAAAAAUGCUUUUGUUAUUUGAUGACUGGAAAUGUUUUUUAUGUGGAUUUCUUUGUGUUCUGUCAGAGAAAAAUAACGUAUUCUGAUUCUGAUUACCAGAUUUGGAUCUUGGCACACCUGUGGGCGGAUAAUGGAGUCAUGGAGAGUCAAAAUUGUGGCCUGAGUUUCUGUAAAUCAUCUAAAUACAGUUAUCCUCAGGCCGGCCUUUGUUGGUCUUUGUCUGGCUUUGAUCGCAGAAUGAGGUUCCCUUCUGGGUCCUCUGAAGGGUCUUUCUGGUGUCCAUAGCACCUGUGAUAUCACGUUAAAUACACAAAUACGCCUUUGAAGCUCAAAAUCCUCCAAUCAUAUAAGUGUUUGUCAUUGUUGGGCAAGAAUUUUACUCAUUUGUCAAAUAAUAUUUGGGAAUUGUGCGGCAAAUUAUCAAGAAAUAACUAAAAAAUCUGUGAAAAAAAUAUAAAUAUAUCACAGGAAGUUGGUUGACUUUGAUAGACAGGUGUUUAAACAGACUCUGAAGUGGCUCUCUGUCAUUGGUGUCAGAUUCACUAUUGGCCAAUUUUCACCAAUCUUGUUUUAUGUUCAUUUUAUUGUUUUGUGUUCAUGAAAGUUCAAAGUUCGCUUCCUCUGCUCUGCCUCUGUGUCGGUGUGACUUCCAGCUGUUUUCAGACUCCCAUCAAUUUUACUCUGAACUGUGGGACCAACAGGCGAUCAGCCAGACGGAUGGAUAACUCAGAGUGUGUGUGUGUGUGUGUGUGUGUGUGUGUGUGUGUGUGUGUGUGCGUGCGUGCGUCUGUGUCUGUGUGUGUUCCCGGCAAAUUCAAAUGAAAUUAGGAAAUGGAUUUUGCAGAAUUGAGUGAAAGUAGAGAUGACAGUUGGAUAAUUGAUUUCUUUCCCCCUUCUUGUGUGUGUAUGUGUGUGUGCAUAUGUUAAUGUGUAUUAGUGUGUGUGUGUGUGUGUGUGUGUGUGUGUGUGUGAUAUCCUGCCUGACUGGUCAUGUCGCUUCGUUUCCAUUUUCUAGAGUGAACUCUCUUUUUGAGGGGAAGGGUUCGAUUUUCCUUCCAACACAUUCCUAGUGAUCAUCUUCAGUUUUUUUUUUUUUUUUAUCCUUUUUUUCUUCUUGGAACUUAUUUUCAUGCCCAGAUGAUCACUGAGGGUGUCACAGACUUCAGAGUCUGUAAUAACCCUGAUUUGUGGACCUGGGCUUUCAACAGUUUUUUUGCAGCUCCUUGUGGUCAUCUUAUGAUUUUCUUUCUGUAGUUUUUAUCUCUUUAAUCCUCGUUUGGCUCAUUUUGCAUCUUUUUCUGCAUUUUUCAUCUCUUUGUGAUAUUGUUACGCCCCUUAGCUGCUGUUGUGCAUCUCCUUCGUUGGGGUCAUUAUAAACCUGAACAUGUUAUUGAUGCAUAUUGCAGAACUUUAAGCCUUUUUAAGUCUCAUUUUGCAUCCACCAGCUGCUGUUGUGCAUCCUCAGGUAGUUUUCUGGACUCAUUAAUGGUCAUUUUUUUAUAUAUACAAUUUGUUUUAAUCAAAAUGCUCCUUUAUGGUAGUUUGGCUAACUUCUGUUGCAUUUUGCUUCAGUUUGUGGUUGAUUUGAAUACCGCUGCAGUUCGUUUGUACAUACAAUAUGAUCUUCUUUGUUGCUUUUAAAGAGUUUGCCACCCUGUGUGAUCAUUUCACAUCUUUCAGAGACAUUUUGGGUUUCAUUGCCACCAUGUUUCAUUUUUUUCCGGCCCUGGAUUCCAUCUAAUUUUUCUACAACGCAUUUGAAAUUAAGAUUAUAAGUCAGGCUACAUGUUCAACCCCCAAAAAACAAACAGUAUCAGAAACCUGAAACUAUUUUUCCACACAAAGUAACUUGCAUCAAGCAGAGUGUGUUUAAGUGUGUGUUUGUGUUUGUGUUACUGUGUGUCUAAGAGAGUAGGUCAGCAGCCAGGAAGCGUGAGUGAUGAACAAAGUAAACACCUCACCUGCGGGUGUGUCUGAUCCUCCACCAUUUACACACACUGACUGACUGACUGAACCUUUGGCUGUUGUUUUUCCCUUUCUUGUCAAACAGAUGAUGUUGCCGUGACGACGAGGCCUCACAUCUAUUACUGCCGCUCGCCCAACAUGGAGGACUUUAGCUGCUGGUGGCAUCCACUCGACAACCUGACAGAUGGAGAGCAGGUCACAUACGUCCUCAGCUACUCCAAAGAGUGAGCGCAGCACACACACACACACACAGAAACACACACACACACGUAAUGACAUACAGUUUUGUUUUUUUCCAUCUAUAACCUCAGAUUUCAGCCACUGAACAGUUUGGGGGUCAUUAUUGGAUAGUUUUUGGUAAUAAAUGGUGAUUUUGCAGCCACCUGAGCCUGCUUUAUUGCAAAAGACGGACAAAAUCUCUUUUGGGUAAUUCCAAAAACCUUCUCACCAACUGAAAUCCUGAAAUACGCUAAAGAAAGCUUGGGUUUAAAAUGACCGGAGUAACCCUUUCAACAGAAACAGGACAAUAAAUACAAGAGAAAUCGGUUGUCUAAAUCUGAUUGAGGCUAUAGUUUCAUUUGAUCUAAAGGGCUCAAGCGGAGAAAAACGGCCUCAGAUCAAAAGUUGACGGAGGUUUCUGGGUCGUGUGAGUGCAAAUCCAGUUUGAUUUGUCUCGCUUCACUUCAACGUGAAGCUUUUAGCACGUCGAUGUUUCAGAUGGCGGUUUUGAGACCCUGAAUGCGGCCUCACGUGUCCACAAAUGAGUGCCAGCCUGCCCACAUGGCACAUGCAGCAGCAGAGAAACUGCUCCCAGUAAUCAGGGCAAAUUGGAUUGUGACUUUGACCCGACACAACAGCGCUCACGGCUACAUCAACUGUUGCUCCUACAGGAAUUUUGUUUCAGUUGUAAAUCUAGGAUUAUGUGGGAGAAAAGCCAAAAACAACACCAGAAAAUGAACGACUUGAAAAGUGAGAAAGGAUCUCAACGUUUCUUAGAAUUUGUGAUUCGACUGAUUUGAUAUGAAAACAGUGAGGGAUUUUCCCAGUAUUUGGACUCUACAAAGAGCUCUGAGUCUAUUCUUAGAGAAGGAAUAACUGCAGAAAAACUGAAGGAACAAAUUAAGUCAAAUCUCAGUAUUUCUAUUUAGCACAAAAACAACCCCUAGACAGGCAGUUUCUUUCUUAAUAUUCUGCUUUUUUUUCACAAAUGCUGAAUUAAGUCAACACAAGCUGAUGCAGAGAGAGCCUGCAGCUGUCCUCGGGGCGCUGACCCAUUUUAAAGAUAAAGCUUCAGUUUUAUUUCACUAAAUAAAAACUGAAAAACAAAAGCACAUUCGGGCUUAAAACAUAACAAAAUCAAAGCACUGCAGCAUUAACAAAAACACUGGAAAACAUAAAUGCUGACAAAUGCUGUUCACACAAUAAACUUUGGCUGGCUUGAAAUAGUUGUUGCUUCGCUGAUAAUAAGAGAAAAAAAUUAACAGCAGCUGCAGUUUCAGGGUCACGUGUUCUUCAGUCGUUGAAGUUAUUUCAGAUGAAAAAUCUUCUUUAUUCUUCUCUUGGGAAAUAAGAAAAUAAUCAAUCCAUAAAUUUACAUAACAGUGUUUUAUUUAAGGAUUUUAGUGGUACACAUUUUCUCACCAAUCAUGGGACAAAACGCUGCCUGAUGUGAGUGGAACUAUUAAAGUGGUUUUGAAUGAAAAGAGAGAAGUAUUUUGGUUAAAAAUGUACAUUUCAGAGAUAAAGGUCCCCUAUUAUUGUAUUUUUCAUCAAACUUAAAUCGGUCCCAGAGAUCCCACAGUAGUAAAUUUAAAGUUUGUCGUCUUAAACACCAGUUUAUUUGUGGAUAUCAGCCAGCCCUUAUCCCCCUCUUUUUGAGCUCCAUUGAGAAUGGGCUGAUUCUGCGCCUGUACCUUUAAACGAUAAUGAGCUGUGCGUGACCACGCUCUUCCUCCCCAAGGCCACUCUGAGCUGCCGGCACCGCCACAGUAGUCCAGGAGCGGUGGUCUGGAGAUCCUCUGAGGACCUCUUCAGAGGACCUCCAGACCAACAUGACUGAAAGCAAGUCCGGAGACGUAUACCAGCGAUUGCAGCCAAAGCACUAGUCAUAUGAGCUAAAGCAACAUAACAUGGUAAAACUUAAAGCUUCCACAUUUGAAGUUGGGUCCCUGACACGGACAGUCAGUACGGAUCCAGGUUUUAUCUUCAGCUUCUUUGCGAAUCCUGCUUUGCACUACCCCUCGUUGGUAAAACAGUCCGUGAUGAAUUGUUAACACACACAUACAACAUUUUUGGAGUUGUUGUUGUGGGUACAUUUCCAUCAAAAAUAAGAUUAAUCCAUUGGAUCCUCGAAUCUUCCUACGAAGAAGGCAGAAAUAGACAGAAAUAGAAGGAGGGGGCUUAUGCGGUCUUGUCGUUUUUCCAUUCGCCCUUUUGCACUCAUGUUUUCAGAAAGGAGAAGAAAGCAAAAGAAGGAGAGAAUGAAAUUUUUAAAAAUUUUUACCAUCCAAAAGUGGAUUUUUCAUACUAGGGGACCUUCAAGUUGUUUGUGUUUGCAGAGUCACCUGCACCAAUCUCUUUAAAACCUGCACACCACAAACAGUUUCAUAUCAAAAGGGGAUCUCCUUAACCCCCUUUUUUUAACAUAAUGAAUGUCCUUCACAUUAAAAGCACUAAACACACCAGAGAGAUGGUGUUUCAGUCACAGUUCAUUAUCAGGUAUCAAACUAAGAGAGAAAAGACUUCAAAUAGUUUCCUCUAGUGACUGAAAUUUUCUUUGAUUCUUACAGUAAAGGUCCCAAACAUGAGUGUCCUGACUAUGUGACCUCCGGCCCGAACAGCUGCCACUUUGACAGCAGCCACACUUCUAUAUGGAAGAUCUACUGCAUGAAUGUGACCGCCAUCACCGCCCACAGGAACUACACCUCUCAAGAGCACUGCCUGGAUGUGGCAGAGAUCGGUGAGGACGGGUAGAAAUCUUUAAAACUGCUGCCAAGAUAUUCAGGGGCUUGUUAAAUGUUGAUGAAAAGGUAUUUAAGUUUGUUUUUUUAGUCGUUGGUAUCUAUGAUUUAGACGACUGAGGUCUCGUUCUCUGAAUCCCUUUUGGUUACAAAUUUUACAGGAUGUCUUAAAACUGCAGUCAUUUCAAAAGAAUUUGGUUCAAAAGAAAAAAGUAUGACAAAAAAGCAAAAUUCCUCUGCUGCCUCAAGAUUCCUUUUUGUUUUGUCAUAAAUUAUUUGAUUUGAUUUUUUUACACUUGGCUGCAGUAUGACUAAAAGAAUAUAGGAAACGUACUUAGAAGAGUAAAAAGAAAAAUCGAAGAAAAGGUUGAAUCAAACCUUAAAUAUAAAAAAUAUAAAAUCACUCUUUUAAGACCUUCUCUGGUUAAGUGCAUCAUGCUUUAGAGGUCUGAGUGACAGCAGGUAGUGUCCCUGAACACAUCCAGCAGAGGUGAAAUAAAGGGUAACCGUGAGGACACCCCAGGGCCUCUCUAGUUUCAGACCUGCUGCUCCUUCUGAGGGUCCAGGUGAAGAGGAUUUGAUGGUUUUUUUGAGCUCCAACAGUGGUGAAAAGAAAAUCAGAUAUUAUUCAGUCAUCUACUAUUUACACAAUGUUUUUGCACAAUUUAGUACAAGGUUAAGUGCCUCUUUUUCUGACUUGAUACUUCUGCUCCCUACAUUUGAAUUUCGAAAUCACAAACCAAACAUACCACAAGUCAGAAACCGCCAGGAGAACUGGCUCACAGGCUAGGCUACAGUUUACUAAAACGGUAAAAAUCUGACAUCUAAUUUAUCAGACUUUGAGGGAAUUCGACUGCUGACCAUUUGUAAGAGAGCUUGACACUAAAUUUUUUCACAAGGAACACGUGCUCCUAAGUUGAAAAAGUAAGGAGCACACAAACACACUUUAGGGGCACAAAGGGACAGAAUUAGGGCUAUCGCAGCACUCAUGGCUGGACCAAAACGGCUCUCAUUCAUCUAAAAUUUGGACCACCCAGUCCAUUAACAGGCCCCCCUUACCAGCAUUCUCCCGCAUUUCCACUUUAAACUAUUCUUUACCCUUCUACUCAGUGUGUAGGGCUCUCUUGUUACUGAUUACCUGUAUAAAAAAUUCUUUUUAAUUUUAUUAUCUAUUUUCCUUAACCUAAUUGUAAAUCUGUAAUAAUCUGUGAAUGUUGGCAUGGGUUCUAGCUCUGUCUGGAGUGGUGUGGAUUCAGCACAGCUGCAUUUAGAUUUAUCAGUAUUAAACUAACAGAGUAGGAAUGUUACACCCUAGAUCUCAAUUAGCACUCCGGUUCUCUCAAUUAAUUUCUGCUUCCCUCCUCAGCUGCUCGCUUUAGAGGAUAUUUUACUCGAUAUGCCAGUCUCACAUCAGCCUCAGGUCCAGUUAUACUGGACUCAAGGACACACCAUAAUGUUUUCGUCCAAUCUUAUCCUCAGUACAUCUUACUAUGUGAUGGGUCAAAAAUAUCUUUCAAUAACACCUGGACAUUUGGGAUUUAAACCUUAGUAUAUAUUUUAUUAUAGCAAUAUGACCUAGCUAAUAUACCUUUGCGUAUUUAGUCACGAUAUUUAAUUAAAAUUAUAAACCAUAACUGUCUACGUACACACCUUGCGGUGAGCACCAAAUUUGAAUGUUACUUCUACAUAGGGCUCUUUGGUCUAUAAGGUCAACAGGGUUAAAAUUAAAACUAACAAUUAACUUUUUUCCAUCAUCCACAAAAAUCACACUGUAGUAAGCCACCACUUUCACAUUGUCUGGGCUGGGGCCCCCCACCACAGCUCCAGCCAGAGGCAUCCCUGGUCUGGGCAGUUGUCAAAAAUGUCCGGUAUGAUCACAUCCCCAGCAGGCUUUUAGAUGUCACACGUCCGUCAGAAUUCCACUCUCUCCCCCUUCCGGGAUAUAUCAUCUCUACAGAGCAGGGUUCUGUCUGAGGAUAAACAUUCACAACAGGUGAUUAAACAGGUUACUGUAGCAGGUUUUACUGCAGUUAGCAGGUUUUACUGCAGUUAGCAUCUGCAACAGGCUCUUUUUAACAGAAAUCAGGAGUGUAACUUCAUCAAGAAGACACACGACACGAUAAUAAAUUCCCCUCGUGUUGACAGUGAAAUGAGUAGAAGACAAACACACAACACUGGGCUCAUGUCUCUGCAACUGUGACUCCAACACACAAACACAUUUCAUUACACAACCAGCUCUUUGUACUCCAUUUUAUUAUACAUGUCCCCAUUUCAUCCCAAAACUGUCCAAAUCUGCCUUCUACAGGUUUCUCAUUUUUCUUCACUAACCUCAAAGUAAUUGAAAUCUGGUAUUCUAGCAGCAUUUUCCCCUUUUUUCAUUCUAAAAAAAAGGAGGAUUUAGAGUAACUCCUGCAAUAAGUGUCUUUUUUAAACUAUUUUAGAGAUUAAUUCAAUGAUGUGAAAGCAUUUAAAUCCCAUUUUUAUCUUGAAGGAACCUCUUCUCACAGAUAAUCGCAUUGCUCUGGAACAAAGUGUCUCUCAUCGACUAGAUUCUGCAGAUUUAGGAUCAGUCUAGUUUCUGGGAUGUAGCAGAAUAAAGGGCGGUGGUGUGUUUGUGUGUGUGUGCAGCAGCCUCGUGUUUAAGCCCAUGUGACCGCUGUGGUGAUCUUUUGUUGGUCUUCAGAUGUCAGGGACGUCACUCUUGUCACAAACCCAGCCUGCAGAUAAAACAGCAUGCAGUCACACACACACACACACACACACACACACACACACACACAUGCUCAGACACACACACAAGUACAGACUGCUGCUGAAACUGAAAGGUCAAAACUCAGUGUCAGAGACCAUUUAUGCUUUUAAUGUCAGGGAUGUUAAGCCUGAAGGAACACAGCUUUCAGAUGUUUUUUCUUUGACAAAGUAAUGACUGUUUUUUUUUUUCUUUCUUUGCCGAUCGGUUUUGAAACCGGUGACAUAUUGAAAUGUGUAAAAGUAUAACCUCUGAAGGUGAGUCAUUUGGUCAAAUUAAAGGAUGUCCAGGUUUAAGUCACAUUAAAAAGAUAAAAGCUGCAAAUCCAACCUCAUAAUGAUUCAGUUAACUGCCUCUGCCAUAAAUCCUGAAUUAUUUUCAUUGGAUUUAAUUUAUUUAACCUCAUAUCAUGUCUUAUCUAUUUGCUCUAUCUCUGUAAAAUGAAAGUUUUAACAGUAAGGAAGGAAUAUACGGUGGAUUAUAUGUUGAAACUUGUACUAAAUUAAAGCAAAUCCAGAGUAAGAUACCGAUUUAAACUAUCAUUCAGCUUUUAAACUUAUAAAAGCUGAAUGAUUGAGGUUUCCCUGCUGCAUGAAUAAUAAAGAAUUUGAUUUCAUUGACCAGGGAGCCGCUUUGUUUUACUGAUGUUCAUUAUCCACAUGUAUGAAUUAAUGAAGGAAUAAGAUAACUACACAUAUAUAUUCAUAAACCGUCUCUGUGUUCCAGCUAAGAUGGUCCACUGUGAGCAUUUGACCGGGAGAAACCUUACAGGAGGACUUUUUAAUCAUGAAACACUCUUUUCUUUUUCUAUUAUUUUGUCCUCAGGCUCUUUGUUGACAUUUCACAACGUUUCUGAAUCAUCUGUGUCGUUACAGUUCAGACAGAAGCUCCUGUGAACCUGAGCUUCGCGCUGAAGGACGCCGGCGGGGAUGAGAUGGGACACAAUGCCCAGCUGUCCUGGGCGUACCCGGUGCCCUCUGACCUGAAGUACGGCUGGAUUACGCUGGUGUACGAGCUGCAGUACAGACGCGUGACUGAGCCCGACAACUGGAAGGUAGAAACACACAAAACAUCAUCAGUAUUCAUUCACAAUAACGCUUUACUGCGUUAAAGGUGGGGUAGGCAGGAUCUGGGGAAAUUUCAAAUGUAAACUCUACCCUCCUGACUAGUUUUCCCCUCAGCUCCUCCUCUCCCCUCCAGCAAGCCCCGCCCACAAACAGAUGCUCCUGCUCGCUCGUAUCAUUUCAAUUAAAUUCAGAUAUAAUGCAGAUAAAUACUUCAGAUAAUUACAAAUGGGGCCCGGUCAAUGUGAGAGUAAACAGCAUUGGUGCUACUGUAGAUGCCAACUACCAGACUACCAGCAAACACAAUGUUUGCAGGACUUCUACAACUAGGAUAAAGUGACAUAGUCCAGGACCCGAGGGAGGACAGUUUAGCGGCGCUACAACACUCUACAGCAUGUCCCGUUUGACUUCUGUUACAGACACUUGGCUUACUUUGUUAAAGCGGUUUACCUGUCCAGCAGAAAGGUUACAGGGUCACGAAGAUCCCAAAGUGUCCCCCAUUAUUGCUGACUCGGCUUUUUUUAAGCUCUUGUCUGGUCUGCCUCCGUUUCAAGCGCCUGUUAUUGCGCCAGAGUCUCCGGUAUUUACUUCGUUUUCUUGCUUGUGUUGGCAGUCGUGGCCAAAGGAGGAUUCAGACAAUUUUCCGUACUUUCUGGUUGGUUUCUACUGUCUGAUAUUGUAGCACUCUAACUUUGUUUGGGCUCGUGAAUGACACGUGGGGAACAACGUCUGCCUCACAACCGAUUAGGUUGGAGGAGUCGGAAAAAGGCUUUGUUUACAGUCAGAAAGAGCGCCGCUCAAAAAAUUUAAAAUGUUGACUACACAGACAUAAAAGAACACAGCGAUAUUGUUAUAUUCCCAAAUGUCAUCAAUAUGAAAUAGCUGUUGACUGAUAUUAAAAGCUUUUUUGUAUAAACACCACAAAAAAGAUGCAACACAAAUCCUGCCUACCCCACCUUUAAAGAACAGACACGAAUGCAUCAGCUUACGUAGUUCAAACAUGAAAAUCAUAAUAAUAAGAUGUUUGGUUGUUUGUGGAUGUGCAGGUGAAGCACCCUCUAAGGGAGCCCCACGUGGAGCUGCUCGGCCUCCCUGUUGGAGACUACGUGAUUCGAGUCCGCUGCCGAUCACACAACUACGGCCUGUGGAGCAAAUGGAGCUCCACUCUGAUGAUGAGCAUCCCCGCCAGGCCGCCUGCAGGUACGUCACAGGUUUUUAUUUCUGAGUAUGUUUUUUUAAACAUGGGGGUAUUACUCUGAGCAUUUCAAAUCACUUAUAACCCCAAAAAACAACCCUGUGCCGAUGAAGACCAAUUAAACUUCAGCACAUCUAGAUUCUUUUGUUUUCUGAUAAAAUCUCUGUUCGCUGCCCGAGCAGGUAAACUCCUGGUGAGGAUUCUGGUGUCAGGAGUUGGUAUCGUGGCUCUGCUGGUGAUCGCUUUUGGUAUCAUCCCGCAGAGCAAAAGGUGAAAACACAGACACACACACACACACACACACAAUCAUCUUAUUUAUGUACUUUUAUACACAGUUUGUUUUGAGUUUUGAAAAUUUGUUGGUAAAGUGAGUUGAAGAAAAACAGACUAAGAAGAAAGUAGAACUAACAGACUGAAAGGGUUAAAAAAUGUUGUGUAUUCAGUUUAUUGACUCAGUGGGUGGAUGCAUAUAUAUAUUUUGGCUGUGGGUGUGUGUAUGUUCUGCCCUUUUCACACUUCCUCUCUUUAUGUCUUCACCUUCAGAAUAAAAGACUAUUUCCUGCCACCCAUUCCAAAGCCGAGGAUCGUCGGCAUCGACCCGCUGCUGCUGAAGGUAAGGCCGUUAUACAUUCACACACACACACUCAGUUAUUUCAGGGAAACUUUGUGACUUUUUGUUCUGACCUUUCUUUAUUUUUCUUUUCCUCUACCUUUUGUCUCUUCGUCUCUCUUUGUUUGUCCUCCCUUCUCGAUACUGUUUCCAUCACUCCUUCUAAUCCUCGCCAUCGCCGUCUCUUCUUGUAUUUUGUGCCUUUCCUAUUCUGCCAUUUUUGUGUUUAAAUUGUCUUUCUGUUCCUUACCUGUUCACCCUCUCUGCUUUUUUCUUUUCUGUCAUCUUCCAUCUUUCUUUAUAAUUUUCUUGCACAUUAAUUCAUCCUUCUCCUAUCCCUGAUAAAAUCCUUGUUUUUCCGUCUCUCUUUGCUGCCCUUUCUUUUUUUUCCCUCUCUCUCUGCCUUUCCUUCCUUCUUUCCUACACGUGACCUCAGAAAGGGAACUUGGAUGAAAUCAACCGUCACUUCAGUAACUUCCACAGCUACAGACCUCCAAGCUACACAGAGGAGAUUUGGGACCAGGUCAGUGCAGACGACGUCUAUCUCACCACGCCGAGGGAUCGCUACAUCCCCGCUGCUCCCACAGACAGGGAGAAGGACGCCCUGAUGGUCCCGAGUGACUUGACACCUGUGGCUGCCCAUCAUUCAUUCACAACUCCCAACCCAACAGCCUACGUCCAGAGCGUGUCACCUUACUGCUCCUCACCUCCAGAGGCCUUCGCCCCUGCGAUCGAUGUCCCCUCUCCAUGGCCCCGGCCUGAGAUCGUGUCUCUGCCUGGGACAGAGUACAGUGUGAUGGGUCACCCUGGCCUCCCUAAUGCUUUCCCAACUCCGGACACCACCGCAGUCUCCACCACCCGCUCGCCGCAGGAUUUCUACACCUGUGUCCAGCUCAUGAACGACAGUGGUCAGGUACACCUGGUGCCCUGUCUGCCACCAGCAUACUGCCAAGAGUUCCCUUCCUUCCCGAGGGUCGACUCAGACGCAGAGGAGAAGAAGAAGAAGCUUGCUGACUACCAGGCCAGGUUGAAUAUGGUGAACCGACAGAGAGAUGGGGUUGAGACUGAGAGGAGCGAGGUGGCAGACCCUCUGCUGCCUGUUACUGUGGAUAACAGGGGCUGA